[Torrubiella] hemipterigena is the source of this 702-nucleotide messenger RNA. NCBI's taxonomy places the organism in Eukaryota, Fungi, Ascomycota, Sordariomycetes, Hypocreales, Clavicipitaceae. The record is from the annotation of a GenBank genome assembly.
AUGAAGCAAAACCACGAAGGCCUCUUUACAGAUGCUGAGACGACCGUCAAAAUCGGCACGUAUUCCGACGCCCAUUCGACCCCUCUACCUGCCCACAUCCCCGCAUACCAUGCCUCUGCUUCAUCGCACGAAUGGGCUAUGAUGCUCACAGCCGACUCUCAAUCCAAGUUUCACUUGCUUCUUGCUCAGUCCAUUGGCGCUAAACGCGUUCUUGAAAUUGGCGUCUUCCUUGGCUACUCGGCACUUGUCUGGUCGCAUGCUGUCGGCCAAGAUGGGCAGGUUACCGGCCUCGAAUACAGCGAGGAGUAUGCUACCAUUGCGCGCAAGGCAUGCUCCGAUAAUGAUGUUUCCAACGUUGAUAUUAUUGUUGGCCCUGCUGCUGAAACCCUUCCAAAUCUCGAACCAGAGCACCCCUAUGACAUUGUGUUCCUCGACGCCGACAAAGCGGGCUAUGUUGGCUACCUCAACACUCUACUUGGUCGCUCCCAGCCAGGAAGCGCCAAACGCAUGCUCCGACCAGGCGCACUCAUCAUUGCCGACAAUGUGCUACAAUCUGGUGGCGUUGUCAAGGAUGGCGAAAGCAAGAGACCGUCUGUUGCAGCAGCGCAGGUGUUUAACGAAUUCUGUCUACAAGAAAAGAGACUUCAGACUGUGUUGCUUCCCCUCUGGGAUGGACUCACUGUUGCGCGAGUUGUGGAUUAA